Molecule: messenger RNA, 3693 nt
Organism: Diprion similis
Lineage: Eukaryota; Metazoa; Arthropoda; Insecta; Hymenoptera; Diprionidae
Exons: 3
Coding region: 1035-3215 (726 amino acids)
Biological process (GO): regulation of transcription by RNA polymerase II; cell differentiation
Cellular component (GO): nucleus
Molecular function (GO): RNA polymerase II cis-regulatory region sequence-specific DNA binding; DNA-binding transcription factor activity, RNA polymerase II-specific
Source: RefSeq, a predicted model, not a curated record
CAAGACUCUGCGCACCUGAACGCUGCGUGCGUAAACAGUGUAAGUGGAGUGAAACACGGUGGGGUUAAAGCGCGCGGAGAGGAAUUACACCGUGGCACAAAAUUAAAAACACCACGAGUCGCGGAGCCCUGUAUCAUAAGCCCGCGCACAUCUCCUGCGCAGACACCAAAAUGCGCGAGCAAUAAGCUUAGUGGCUGGCCCGCUAACUGCUAACGGCCCGAGGGCUGGCUGGCUACACAGUGACGUUGAGCUAAUUAACGAGAUUUAAUUACGCGCGGGCAAUUAGUGCCGCGAGACAUCCUCGAGGGGUGACUUCGGCGUCGGGAACGAAGAAGUAGAAGAAGAAAAAGAAGGAGGAGGAGGAGGAGGAGGAGGAGGAGGAGGAGGAGGAGGAGGAGACGUAAAAGAUGACGAGGAAGAAGAAGUAGAGAGUAAAAAAGAGACACGCAACUGCCAGCGAGUGCAGGAAUAAUUAACGGGCACUAGAUGUUAUUGAGCGUCUCAAACGGUCUUCGUCUCAAUUCCGUUGAAUCGUUGUACGACCGCCACUUAGCCGCGACAAACUGGAUCGAUACCGUUACACAAAUAACCCUGAGGAUAUUAUUCGAGUCUCCUCGUGUGACUCAAUUUGUGGAUAGAAAAAAGCCUCAUCGUUCCCGAUAACAAUCACGCGGUGUUUUAAUUGCUACUGCUGCUCGGUCGUUUGGAUUAUACUCGUCACCGUAGUCAUUAUAUAUCGUUUGCAUGUACGCGUACGGUGUACAUGUGAUAACGGUAGUGAUCUACCUUACAGAGCGUUAUUUCGUGGGAAAUAAUGUGCAAAAUGAAGAAGAUUAAAGUACUAAUCGUCGCCAGCUAAUGACAAUUAAAGCAUAGAACUCUGGUUUCCCAAGUAUAAAAGGAGGAGGAAUUGUGAUCGUAGUAAUAUCAAGAAGAAUCGUCGGUCUUCUGAAAACCUAACGAGUCACGGCAUGUCCAAGAUGGAUGUUUUUCAAGUCGCACGACGAUGAUUGUGCACGAUAAAUUUCCGUCGAAUGGUAAUUCGGGACCCUCACGGUAAGCAAGGUAAAAGGACAUACACACAUCGCGUGAUGACGGACACAGAUAGCAUGCAACAACAGCAACACCAGCAGCAAAAGGAUGAAAAGGUGGUUGGAGGUGGCGCGGAGAACCGUUUGGAGUCGAUAGUGCCAUGCGAGAACAACAACGAGACCAAGGCGAAGUCCGGUGUCGCAACGGUGACGAGUGAAUCCGAUGUUCACGGGGGUUCUGCCCGCGACAUGCAGGGCACCGAGGGCACCCUCGCAGCCGCAUGCGACUUGCCGAUUGAAAGCGGUGCCGGUGCCGGCGGAGGCGGUGACGGAAGCGGUGUCACCAGUGGUGCCCUCCAGGUGAACUCGUGGCACGCGCACGUCUACGCAGCGCCACCUCGGGCCCCAACGCCCCACAGGAUCAGCGACAUUCUGGGCUGGGGUCGAGCCACUUCGGGCCUGAGCAUGCACCACAUCCAUAACCACCUGAACAACAACAAUAACAACAAUAACAACAACGUGGUGAACAACAACACCGCGAACGACAACGGCGGGACCACCAAACUCCUGGCACCGACACCCCGGAGGUUGACAAGUCCGAUGAUACGGGCCCCCCUCGCCCUUUACUCCCCUCUUCCACCCCAUUCACCGGCAUCGAUGCCGGGCUGUUUAACCUCGCCACCGUGCACGCCGAGCCCAGCACCGCCGUUAAGGUCGCCCUCAUCUUGCGCGAGUAUCGCCUCUCCGAAACUGAUUAAUAACGCCGGAAUCGACGCAUCGGCGGCUAGGUUGUCUCAUGGUCAACAAGGCCCCGGGUAUCAGGAUGGGGGUGGUCACGGUGGAGGGUUGAAUCAUCUCGCCGCUGAGGAGGAGGAUGAUGCUCCGCUUAAUUUAACCACGACACCGAGGACCAGGAGUCCCCCGACGUCGCCGAGCUCUUCUGUUCUCAGUGGAAGGUCGUUAUACUCGAGAACACCGCCGAAUCCGUUCCGAGAACCACCGCAUAUCGAACACCAUCACGUUAUGGCUGCUCAUCAUAACGCCAAUCAGGCUUAUCUUCACAACGGACGACACCCCGCUGACGCUGCGACCCUCGUUGUGCCUGGGAAACCUGCCAGACAACCCGUCAAAGACGGUGGCGUUCAGAUAGCCAAGACGCCGCCUGCGAAACGGAAGAAACUCGAUUCCGGAGUGAAGGAGGUACUUCCGGUUCUUAAGGGUGGGGGUCCGGGAGAAGUGCGGGUUACCAGUGAAGCUGAGGAUGCCAGCGAGGCCGAGAGGAAGAAGAAGAAAGCGAGGACAACGUUCACCGGGAGGCAGAUAUUCGAGCUCGAAAAACAGUUCGAGAUCAAAAAAUAUCUUAGCUCGUCGGAGAGGGCGGAGAUGGCGAAACUACUCAACGUAACGGAGACACAGGUGAAGAUCUGGUUCCAAAAUCGGCGUACCAAGUGGAAGAAACAGGACAAUAUCAGCAACGCCGAGGCGGCGGAGCACAAGAAUCAAAACAACCCUAAGACCACUCAGCCGAAAACAAAGACGGGGUCAUCAGGCGGAGGGGUCAAAAGUUCUGGACCUCCGCGAACGUCCGUCGAAUGCAGCUCCGACUCGAAUAAUUCCCUCCUGACCGGGGAUGGGUCGGUAUCGGAGAGCAAUGCUUCGGAGCAGAAUUCCAUGCCGACAAAUCUCUCGCUGGCUCCGCCGGAACGAGUUCCUCAGCCUCAUCUAGCACCGGGAAUACACGAGCAGUCGAUACAGGAGAGAACUGUUUUAUCGCCAGAGCCGACGAGGUUCAUAUCGAGGAAUUACGACGCGGUGAGAGACCUGACAAUGAGCAAACCGCUCCUGAGAGAGUACGACUUCAACAGGGAGCUGAAGAUAAACCUGCGGGACUUUGCAAUUGGUAAAAUGGAGUCGAGAGGACUGAGCGGGAAGGAGAGUUCGAUACUUCAGAAGAAGACAACUGCCAUGCCGGCUGAGAUUGACAAGAAUCUAAAGGACCUCAAUUUGGACUCGGACGCGAACUCUGAGCCAAUCGGAUUCGUCGUGGCUCCUGCGACCCUCAGGCCCUCCGAUGGCGAACCAAUGGAAAGCAGUGAUCGGGAUUUUGAAGAACCAGCAUCUCCGCAGUCCGCUCUCCAAAUCGACGAGAGGGACGACGAUGCCAGCCCGGAACUCUCCAGCUAACUAAGGCUGUAUUGAGUCGCGUGUUUCGAUCAUCCUUUCGGCAAAUGACAGUUCAAAGAUUCGAAAUUGCACUAGCUUAUAAGCGAUUAGGACUUACUCCUUGAGUGCUUCUUCCUUUGUUUUUUUCUUCCUUCUUUUUUCAAUUGAGAAAAUGGAUUAUCCGCGGAAAAUACAGAUACGCGAGAUUCUAAUCAGUUUUCAGAUGGAUUUGAACUGAUAGCUUGUAGACCAAGUUGAUAUCAGAAGACACUGAGAAUGAAUCUUCGAUCUGUGAUGAGUGCAUAACCUCAAGUUUCUCCCAAUCGAAAACUACAAUAUAGACCUUUUGCAUUCGAUGAAAUAAGAUGAACCGGAUAUUUUUACAAAUUAAAAGCGCUUUGUAAAAUGAAAAUGUACAAGUCUGGCAUGUUUACUGUUUAGAACUUUAUGGUAACGAAUGUUCCCUUCUUUUUUCAUGAUUACUUUGUUGAGUAUUCAU